Molecule: messenger RNA, 1451 nt
Organism: Tympanuchus pallidicinctus (lesser prairie-chicken)
Lineage: Eukaryota; Metazoa; Chordata; Aves; Galliformes; Phasianidae
Gene: CUNH21orf58
Product: chromosome unknown C21orf58 homolog
Exons: 7
Coding region: 551-1327 (258 amino acids)
Source: RefSeq, a predicted model, not a curated record
AAUAUACAAUUAAAAUUUAAAAUAGGUUUUCCAAAGUGGAGUAGUUUGUCUUAGAUGUGGCAGUAAUUUGAGGACAAAGCUUUCUCUAGUAGGGAAGUAGGUAGAACUCAGGAGCCAAAAGUGUGCUUGUGCUAAGGAAAAGCUCUUCAAUUCAUAGAUCAGGUGGGCACAAAGUCCAUCUGGUCCCUAAAGAUCAGAAAGUUGAACAUAACAGCAUGACUGUUUGGGAAAGAGACCUGCCCAAGCAGGGCAGAGCCAGAGAGGGUGGGUGGGUUCAACCAAAUGUCCAGGUCCAUCAUGCAAGCUUAUAAAACUAAGGAAGGUCCAAAGCCAAGAUGGAAGGCAUCUGCAAGUUGGAAUCAGAGUUCCUGAAACCCAUGGCUAGUCAUAAGCUUGGCACUGCAUGAACUGGAGACCAGUAUUUAUUCAGUAUAGCUUAGACAGGAUCUGAAGACCUAGAGCUGAGAUUAUAAGGACACCCCAGCAUGUGGGCAGAAGAUGUGAAUGGAAGUUCCAGAGAUUAGAAAACGAACAGAAGAACCUAGAGAAGAUGGAGUCACCUCUUCCUACAGCAAGCAACAGACGUGAGGAUAUGCUUCAAAGUGCCUUGAAGAAAAGGAAAAAUCUCCUGCAGGAGCUUAAGGAGCAGCACCUUCUGGAGGAGCUGUUACGGCCUUCUGCACCAGCUGGGGGACAGUAUAGGAACUACAGUGCUGGUCUCCCACGCAUCUACCAGAUACCUUUUCCAGCAUCUCGAGCUGAAACACCUAGGAUUAUCCAACAGACGGUAAGGAUUGUCGCUCCUAGGAAACACUGGACAAAUCCUGCACUGACUUCUCCAUUUUCUUUUCUUAUCCAGAUGCCUCCUCAGCCUGCUACGAUCAUCCAGCAGCUCCCACAGCCACCCCCACUGAUAGCACAGAUCCCCACUGCCCAGCCCUUUGCACAUCCUCGCUCAGGAAGCAUUAAAGAAGAUAUGGUGGAGAUGAUGCUGAUGCAGAAUGCACAGAUGCAUCAGAUCAUCAUGCAGAACAUGAUGCUGAAGUCUCUCCCACCGAUGACGUUUGCACAGCCUGCCAGACCCAGCUACCCACUGCUUCAGCACACACAGCAGGACCUGCAGCUCACCGCUCCUGUGGCUGUGAAAGCAGAUCGUCCCUGGCUGUCUGCAGUGCAUCACCACCACCACUACUCUCCUCCGGGGCUGGCCCUCCGUGCCAUGCCUGCUGGGCUCCCGGUGCCAGGUGAGGGACUGCCGCCUGCAUCCUCAGCCCAGUGUUGGACCAGCAGCGUGCUCCCAGCUAUGCAGAUGUGGCCCACCUACUGACAGGAUGUGUUCCUCUGAAGGUGGACAAUUGCAUUGCUGAGUUCAACCUGCUUUUGAGCUGUUCCUAAAUAAUCUGACGGUCUGUGCAUCUGCAAAUCAUCCAUACAGUAAAUGAGCAUAGAAA